Lachnellula hyalina is the source of this 1188-nucleotide messenger RNA. Its product is annotated as putative assembly chaperone of rpl4. The coding region runs from base 1 to 1188 and encodes 395 amino acids. The record is from RefSeq and is a predicted model, not a curated record. The transcript has a single exon. Gene Ontology annotation, molecular function: protein binding. Lineage: Eukaryota; Fungi; Ascomycota; Leotiomycetes; Helotiales; Lachnaceae.
AUGGCGAAAACAAAACCCAGUAACAAGAAAAUCAAGAAGCGCGACAAAUCAGCUCUCAAUCGCGUCGCAGCAAGCCCCUCCAAAAUGUCAUCACUACCAACAUCCCCCUCCAUCCUCCUCUCACAAGCAACCUCUGCGCUGCAACAAGGCGAUAUUGCGGGCGCCGUCACACCAGCGAAACGAGCUCUGGGUCUACUUGACAUUGACUCAGAAGAGGCUCUACCAGCGCUGAAUUUACUGGGCGAAAUACAUGUCGAAUUAGGAGAUAUUGAGUCUGCGCGCCAAUACUUCUUACAAGCAGCAGCUAUUGAUGAGGAUGGUGCACUUGGAGAAGAUGUUGGAGGUGGAGCGGAAAAGUUCUUAUGGUUGGCGCAACUAAGUGAGGAAGGGGGGCAGGAUAGUGUAGAUUGGUUUGAGAAGGGAGCGCUGAGCUUGAGGAUAUACAUUCAAGCGCUUCUUGAGCGGAAGAAGUUGGAUGCGGUGGCUGAAGCAAUGUUGGAGGAGAAGAGGAGGAAACUUUCCGUAGCGCUAUGCGGCGUUGUCGAGGUUUAUAUGACGGAUUUGUCGUGGGAGGAGGAUGCGGAGCAGAAGUGUGAGGCGCUUGUUACGGAGGCUACGAUGGUUGCGCCGGGUUUUGCGGAACCAUGGCAAACGCUGGCCAAUGUUAGGAUUUCGCAGUCGAGAAUUGAGGAUGCGAGGGCGGCGUUGAAGAGGAGUCUGGAUUUAUGGAAAGACUUACCUCCUGAAAAUACUGUUGUUCCUGACUUUCCAACACGGGUUAGCUUGGCCAGACUACUGAUGGAGGCCGAUAUGGACGUCGAAGCUAUUGAGGUUUUGGAGCGUUUAGUGGGUGAGGAUGACAGCAGUGUUGAAGUAUGGUAUCUGGGUGGAUGGGGUCUUUACAUUAUGGGAGAAAAGCAGAAGAACGGCGAAGCGAAGGUUGAAAAUGGUGAUGGCGACGGAGAAAAUUGGAAGGUAUCUUGGAUAUCGAGUAGACAAUGGCUUACUCACAGUCUUCGACUCUUUGAUCAGCAGGAUUACGAGGAUGAACGAUUGGGGGAGCAUGCCAAAGAGCUUUUGGCUAGCUUAAACGCUGAGCUGGGUGGAGAAACUGUCAAUGAGGAAGAAGAGGAAUGGGAGGACGAGGAUGAGGGCGAUGCGAGUGAUGAGGAAAUGGCUGAAGUAUAG